AUGGUCCUCCUCCCCGAGAAGCACUCCCCUCAAGCGGGUUGGCUGACGGCAGCUCGUCCGUGGCUCUGGAGGAGGAGGGUUAUUAUUAUUAUGACAUCCAGGAUAAAGCCUCAAAUUGUGAUUGACAUGUUGCUGCUGCGUCACUGUCCUCGUCUGAGCCGCCUCUGCUACGGCUCCCACAGAGCCGCCGUUCCUGCCGUCAUAGCCUCGGCGCGCUUCAGCAGAGACUCUGACCAAUCACACGUCAGAUGGAGCCGCCGCUGGACUCACGCCACGGCCGGAUUGUUAGCCGGGACCGGAGCUGUUCUGGCCUACGCACUGCACCACCACCAGGCGGAGCAGGCAGAUGUGUCCCUCCCCUCUCCCCCCUCUCCUCCCCCUUCCUCUCCUUCCUCCUGGUCAGUGUUCAGCCAGGAGGAGGUCUCUCGCCAUCGCUCCCUGGAGGACCGGGUGUGGGUCACAUUUAAAGGAGGCGUAUACGACAUCACAGAGUUUGUGUCCAUGCAUCCUGGAGGAGACCGCAUCAUGCUGGCAGCAGGGGGCGCUGUGGAGCCAUUCUGGGCCCUGUACGCUGUCCACAACCAGGAGCACGUGCUGGAGAUGCUGGCAGAGUACAAGGUCGGAGAGCUGAGAGCCGAGGACCAGAAGAAACAGAGUCUGAACCCGUCUGACCCGUUCUCCGCGGACCCCGAUCGCCACCCGGUCCUGCACAUCAACAACAUGAAGCCGUUCAACGCAGAACCGCCGCCGCAAAUCCUCACAGAGAGCUACGUCACGCCCAACGUCUUCUUCUUCAAACGCAACCAUCUCCCGGUGCCGCAAGUGGAUCCGGCAACUUACAAACUCCACGUGGAAAUCCAGGGCCCGAGUGGCAGUGCAAGACGUGGCAUAGUUUCUUUAUCUCUGGACGAUUUGAAAAAUAAAUUCCCAAAGCGCACGGUGACCGCCACGCUUCAGUGCGCGGGGAACAGGCGGUCCGACAUGCACAACGCCAAACCCGUGAAGGGUUUGAACUGGGGCAUCGGUGCAAUCGGGAACGCGUCCUGGAGCGGCGCGAGCCUCCGGGACGUUCUCCUCGCUGCAGGCUACGCUCCCGACGAUGCGCUCUGGGCGAGACACGUCCAGUUCGAAGGCCUGGACCAGGACGUAGGCGGCACGACAUACGGCGCGUCCAUCCCUCUCAGAAAAGCUCUGAGCGAGGACGGCGACUGCUUGCUCGCGUACGAGAUGAACGGGGAGGAGCUGCCCGCAGAUCACGGCUUCCCGGUGCGUGUCGUUGUCCCGGGAACGGUUGGUGCGCGUAACGUGAAGUGGUUAGGGAAGAUUGUGGUGAGCGACGUGGAGAGUAGUAGCCACUGGCAACAGAACGAUUACAAAGGGUUUUCACCGAGCACCGACUGGGACACGGUGGAUUACAAAACCGCGCCCGCAAUUCAAGAGCUGCCCAUCCAGUCCGCGAUCACCGUUCCAGCCGAUGGCGCGAAAGUCGACCGCAGUGAUGAGGAGCUCACGCUGAAGGGGUACGCGUGGAGCGGAGGCGGCAGGGAAGUGGUGCGUGUGGAUGUGUCCGUAGACGGAGGGAAGACGUGGAGGAUCGCCAAGCUGAAGGGGGACGAGGCCGGGUCGCCGCCGCCUGGACAGGCCUGGGCGUGGAAGCUGUGGGAGCUGACAGUGCCGUUGCCCGCUGACACGCAGCAGCUGGAGCUGGUGUGCAAGGCGGUGGACAGCAGCUACAACAUGCAGCCAGACGCGGUUCUGCCCAUCUGGAAUCUGAGAGGAGUCCUGAGCAACGCCUGGCACCGGGUGAAGGUCACAAUCAAGGACGAUCAGGACGAGUGA
This is a messenger RNA of Knipowitschia caucasica, 1839 nucleotides long. The record is from the annotation of a GenBank genome assembly. Lineage: Eukaryota; Metazoa; Chordata; Actinopteri; Gobiiformes; Gobiidae.